This is a messenger RNA of Torulaspora delbrueckii, 1269 nucleotides long. RefSeq names its product 6-phosphofructo-2-kinase (gene PFK27). The transcript has a single exon. The record is from RefSeq and is a predicted model, not a curated record. Gene Ontology annotation, biological process: fructose 2,6-bisphosphate metabolic process; fructose metabolic process. NCBI's taxonomy places the organism in Eukaryota, Fungi, Ascomycota, Saccharomycetes, Saccharomycetales, Saccharomycetaceae. The coding region runs from base 1 to 1269 and encodes 422 amino acids. Gene Ontology annotation, cellular component: cytosol. Gene Ontology annotation, molecular function: ATP binding; fructose-2,6-bisphosphate 2-phosphatase activity; 6-phosphofructo-2-kinase activity.
AUGAGCUCUUCGAGUUUCGUUUCGCGUAAUGGCUCGCUGAAAUCAAAUCCUACUUCUACCAAUUCGCUGUUCUCGCUUGGAAAGAAGAGUUAUUCGAAUUUACUAUUGAACAAAUCGAGUUAUUAUUACCAGAAUGAUGAGAUAAGUGAGGAACAAGAAGACGUACUGCCAUUGCCGCACGGUCUCAUACUGAACAACAUAGCCACAGAGGGUUUUCCAGACCUGACUAGAGUCGAUUCACAGUCACCUUUGAGUUUUGAUCCGCCACGUGACUUUCGUCGAAGGUCCAUCACUAAUACUAAUGGUGGUGCAAAGGGUUCCAAAUUUGUCUUUAUUCUAGUGGGUCUUCCUGCUGUUGGGAAAUCAACUAUUUCUGCACAACUUAUCCGUUUCUUGCAAAGCAAUCCGGCUACUCAUUCACUGCGUUGUUCUGUGUUCAAUGCUGGGAAAGUGAGAAGAAAGAUGAGUUUCAAGAAUCUGGGGAAACUGUCCAUGGAAUUGGCCAAUAACUCGUCGGAUGAUUUAUUUAAUCCAAAGAAUACGGAAAAGAAGGAGAAAUACGCUAGGAUCACAUUGGACAAAUUAUUGCAAGAGCUGGACUCGGAUGUUUGUGAUGUAGGAAUUUUCGAUGCCACGAACUCCAGGGUGCAAAGAAGACAGUUCGUUUUCGAAGAGUUAUGCGCCUAUAACGAGAACCCAGAAUCCAACUUCCAUGUAACUCCAAUAGUACUUCAAAUCACGUGCGAUGACCAGAGCUUUAUCAGGUAUAACGUUCACAAGAAGUCAUUUAAUGAGGACUACUUUGAUAAACCAUAUGAAUUUGCUGUUCGUGAUUUUGCCAGAAGGCUGAAAAAUUACUAUUCACAGUUUACACCUUUCUCUACCGAAGAAUUCAAUUCAAUUGUGAAAUUGAUUAAUGACCGAGGCUUGGGCCAUGGGGUCUUUGCAUACAAUAUUGUUAACACCGGGUUGGUAACAUCCCAACAUAUGAACAACAACUACUUUCCGCUCAAAUGCGCGAAGGAAGUGAUACAAAUGGUUAACCUAAUGGAAAAUUUUGUGGAACAUUACACCAGAAUGUUCGGCUACACUUACAUUGAACGUGUUAAAGAGUUCUUCAAUGAAGAGAUGAAAACUGCUGAACAGCGCCCCACUCCUGGGGGUUUGAGCUACAUAUCUACGUUAAGCUCUAUCUUGAAUGAGGAGUAUUUUAGCAAUUUGCAGGCACUACUGGCUAAAAACCUGGAGGACUCUUGCAUUAGUUGUUAG